Messenger RNA from Acaromyces ingoldii, 1390 nucleotides. RefSeq lists its product as hypothetical. The coding region runs from base 68 to 1327 and encodes 419 amino acids. The record is from RefSeq and is a predicted model, not a curated record. The transcript has 2 exons. NCBI's taxonomy places the organism in Eukaryota, Fungi, Basidiomycota, Exobasidiomycetes, Exobasidiales, Cryptobasidiaceae.
CUUCCUUUCUCUUCCCCCCUCAUCCCUCGCUUGAGCCUUCCAAGACGUCCCUACCUCGAUCGUCACCAUGGAUCCUUCGCAAAUGUUGACAUCCUCGACGGGGAUUCCCAUUGUCAACACGGCGUGGCCGGAGAUCUACGUCCCUGACGAGAUGGCCGAUGCCUACCACAUUAGCCAGCUGCUGUACGCCGCAGUCUUGGGCGCCUACGGGUGGGAGAUUCUCACGACGCUCAAGUACGACUUGCAAUUGGUAUUCAGACGCAAGUUCAUGGUCGCCACCGGCUUCUACCUCGUCUCGCGCUACGCUGCCUUUGCCUACAUCAUCACCUCGUACAUCUUCCAGGCCAUCCGUGUACCCGUUGGCAGUUGCCAGCCCCUGCAGUACGGCCUGGCCGUGUGCUACGUAUUUGCAAGCCCAGCUACAUCGAUGCUCUUCUACCUCCGAGCGAUGGCCGUCUGGAGCUGGAACAGGGUCGUCAUGGUCCUGCUGGGCCUCUGCGCCCUUUCCACUCUAGCCGGCGCCCUCACCAUCUGCUUUGGCAUCACCGGUGCCGAGGUGGCCGACACGCGCCGGUGCAUCAACACGGGCGCCAAGCCUUACACUUCUGCCUCUGUCGCCACCACGUUUGCCAACGACACGGCCGUCUGGCUCCUUGUCAGCGCCAAAAUCAUUCACAGCGCGGGCAUUACAAACUGGCGGGCGGUCAAGGAUGCCUUGUUCACCGGCAACAACAUGUCGAGCUACAUCAUGGUCCAGCUCCUUCGUCAAGGCGCACUGUACUACUUUGCCACCGUCGUCGGCAACAUCGUCACACUUGCCGUGCUGCUUACGCCUACGAUCAACCCCGUGAUCCGCGCCAUGCUCACGAUCCCAAAUCUGGCCCUGACGGCUUCCAUGGCAGGCCGAGUGCAUCGCAAUCUGAUCUUUGGGGACAAUGCUCCGGCCAGCGGACAAAGCAAGCAGCGACCUCGGCCAUCGGUGAGCGAUGCCGCCCACAACCAAGGCCGCUUCAAUGGCAACGGCAACCAAGGCGGAUUCUCUCCUGCUGUCGCUGGUGCUGGUGGCGUUCGCGGCCUGGGAGUGUCGCCCGGCGAGUCUUUUGCCGCCAAGUUUGGUAGCGCCAAGGGCGGCGCAUCGCCGUCGAGCGACAAUGUGGACCUGGAGCGCCUGGAAGGGCCGUCGUACGAACGGUACUCGAGCAACCGGAGCGACCUGAGCGAGCCGGUGAGCCUCGGCAACUCGCCGUACAGCCAAUUCAGCUCGCCACGCUUCCGUAACGAUGAAAAGAUCAUGAUUGAGCAGAUCCAGGAGAUCUCGCGCGGCUGAGGGGGUGGCUGUUUCCUGUAAUUUUGCUCUUUUUUCUUCCUCUUUGACAGUCUGGAACUCAAC